Messenger RNA from Poecilia reticulata (guppy), 1419 nucleotides. It is a transcript of the gene lhx6b, whose product is annotated as LIM homeobox 6b. Gene Ontology annotation, biological process: forebrain neuron development; neuron differentiation; regulation of transcription by RNA polymerase II. Gene Ontology annotation, molecular function: DNA-binding transcription factor activity, RNA polymerase II-specific; RNA polymerase II transcription regulatory region sequence-specific DNA binding. Gene Ontology annotation, cellular component: nucleus. NCBI's taxonomy places the organism in Eukaryota, Metazoa, Chordata, Actinopteri, Cyprinodontiformes, Poeciliidae. The record is from RefSeq and is a predicted model, not a curated record.
UCUGAGUCCAGGCGGGGGAUCAGAUCAGUUCAGGUCAUAGUGCGUUGCUCCAGUCCCGCAAACUUCCUCUGCGUGGAUCAACAUUGGACUUUCUCUUCACCAAUCCACGGAUUGUUCUGGACACUCUUUAUUCCGUCUGGAGAAACUGUUUCACACCCCUGAAUGAUGUUUUCGCCGCAUUUCGGAGCUGCUCUGUCUCUGAAGUUUCUGCAGACCAUCUCAUCUUGUUUCUCUGCCUCCAGUGUUUACAUCCAAGACGGGUUUAAAUGCAGGAGAAACUGUAAGACGUUGUUUCGGAGCGGGUGUGUCGCUGGUUGGAGCAGAGAUGCGUAAUGCGCAGAGAAAACUGGGUCUCCACUCCGAAUAGGAAGCGACCAAGACCCGAAAAUGUCUAAGCCGGAGGUGAAGAAGGAGUCCGGGGAGUCCAGCCCGCUGGAGGCGGCCUGCCUCUGCUCUCCUCCGGCGGCCAAGAACCAGUGCGCCAGCUGCGGCUUGGAGAUCCAAGACCGCUACCUGCUGAAAGUGAACAACCUGAACUGGCAUCUGGGCUGCUUGGAGUGUUCAGUCUGCAGAGCGUCGCUGCGCCAACACAGCAGCUGCUACGUCAAAAACAAAGAAAUAUUCUGCAAACUGGAUUAUUUCAGUAGGUUCGGUACCAAGUGCGCCCAGUGCGGCCGGCAGGUGUUCGCCAGCGACUGGGUGAGGCGGGCACGGGGCAGCGUCUACCACCUGGCCUGCUUCGCCUGCUUCUCCUGCAAGAGGCAGCUGUCGACCGGGGAGGAGUUCGGCCUGGUGGAGGGCCGGGUGCUCUGCCGCAGCCACUACGACAUCAUGCUGGAAAACCUCCGCAGGGCCGCAGAGAACGGGACAGGUCUGACUCUGGAAGGAGCGCUGCCGUCGGAUCAGGACUGCCAACCCAAACCAGCCAAGAGGGCGCGGACGUCCUUCACGGCCGAGCAGCUGCAGGUCAUGCAGACGCAGUUCGCUCAGGACAACAACCCCGACGCUCAGACGCUGCAGAAACUGGCAGAAAUGACGGGACUGAGCAGGAGAGUGAUACAGGUUUGGUUUCAGAACUGCCGCGCCCGACACAAAAAGCAGCCGCCGCCGCAGAGCAGCAGCUUCCCCCAGAGCGCGCCGCUGUCCAGGAUGCCGCCGUCGCUUCCAGAGGAUCUCCACUACUCCUCGUUCAGCAGCCCGGACCGACCGCACCUCCUCGCUCUGCACGGAUACCUGGACGCUCACCCCUUCUCCGUCCUCGCCGCCCCCGGACACUUGACUCAUCCCUCCAUCGCUCUGCCACAGCUUCCCAUCAGCCGCUGACCCUGACGAUGUCACGGACGCCUGUCGCCACGGUUACCUCCGUUUUCAGCUGGUUGUCAGACUGUUGAGCUGAACUGUGGUGAAACCUUCAAGCAA